This is a messenger RNA of Eucalyptus grandis, 1143 nucleotides long. RefSeq names its product GDSL esterase/lipase At1g29670. Bases 1 to 1143 code for a protein of 380 amino acids. The transcript is spliced from 5 exons. NCBI's taxonomy places the organism in Eukaryota, Viridiplantae, Streptophyta, Magnoliopsida, Myrtales, Myrtaceae. The record is from RefSeq and is a predicted model, not a curated record. Gene Ontology annotation, molecular function: hydrolase activity, acting on ester bonds.
AUGCUCUUUUUCUCUUUCCUAGCCAUCCCAUGCUUUCGCAAAGUGGUCCGUGGAGAACCCCUCGUGCCCUGCUAUUUCAUCUUCGGAGACUCGCUGGUUGACAAUGGUAACAACAAUAAUCUUAAGACCUCGGCCAAAGCCAAUCGUGCGCCGUACGGGAUUGACCUUUCCAGAACCUGGCCCUCAGGACGUUUCACCAAUGGUCUAACCAUGGUCGAUUUCAUCGGUCUCUCUCGCUUUCUCUCCACGUGCUUUGAUAUUCUUUAUGAGCAAAGGAUUCUUGUCAAGUUGAACGAUCCUAAUGAUUUCAUCUAUACUAAAGCAAAUUCACAAGACCUAGGGUUUGCAGAUCUCAUUCCACCGUAUGCAACUGCGUCCGGGGAUGACCUCUUGAGAGGUGUGAACUAUGCAUCGGCUUCAGCAGGCAUUCGUCAAGAGACGGGAUCAAACCUGGGCGUUCAUAUCAGCUUGGACGAUCAGCUGCAAAAUCACCAAAACGUGACAAAAGCCAUCGUUGCUUCAGUCGGAGAGGCUAAAGCAACAAAGCUGCUAAACAGCUGCUUGUACACCGUUGGAAUGGGAAGCAACGACUACAUCAACAACUACUUCAUCAAACGAAGCCCAGCGAGUCGGAACACUCCGGAGCAGUACGCCACGCUCCUCAUCAACCAGUACUCCUCUCAAUUAAAGGCUCUACAUGGUUUUGGAGCGAGAAAGUUUGCAUUGUUUAAGCUAGGGCCAAUUGGAUGCACACCCUUUGCGAUUGCAUCAUCUGGGAAGAACGCUUGCGUACAAGAAAUGAACGAUGCAGUCAAAAUCUUCAACGACAGGCUCCGUCCACUCGUGGAUCAGCUCAACAGUGCCUUCACCGACGCUAAGUUCAUUGUUGUGAACGGCUUGGCAAUGCCGACAGACUUGCCAAGCUGGAUCAAUGUGGUAGUAGCAAACACGUGCUGCCCAACGGACCCGACCGGGCUGUGCCUGCCGAACUCCAAGCCGUGUCACACUCGGAGUAUACAUGCAUUUUUCGAUGGAUUCCAUCCGACGGAAACCGUUCAUCGUGUAGUUGCAGCAACAGCAUACCGAGCUUAUCUCCCGACAGAAGCUUAUCCUACUGAUAUCUACCACCUGGUGACAUCCUAA